CUCAAGGUGGAGAUACAAUCAAAUUGGAAAUAAUUGGACCACCAAAAAAUCGCGUCCGAGCAGAAUGGCUUAUUAAACAACGCAUCGUAAGUUUUUAUUCUAUUUCUAACCGAUUCAUAUUAACAUCUUAGAACACUGAAACUAAAAAUAAAUUUAAAUUUACAAUUCCAGAUUUCCUAUAAGGGCAAAAUGAUUAGAAGGGAACUAGGAGGCGAUGCACAAUUUGUUUGCAUCGACGUCAAAGAUGAAAAUGAAAAGUUUCAGUUAAAACUAGAUGGAAAUUCUCCUAUAUUAGAUGGCUUCAUUCAAGGACAAAGAUAUAGAAUUGAAACUGAGACUGACGAUGAAUCUCAGGUACAGUGUAAAUUAAUCAAUGUAAAACUAAAUAUUAUACUAAAGGAAUUAAUAUAAGCGUAUGAUACGUCGCAUGUAGUUUUAAAGUGACAUAACUAUCAAUAGACAUUAUACAUAAUGACGUCACAAGACGUGAAGUGUGGGGGGAAUUCUGGUCUAUUAGUUGUAGCAGGAAACUUCAAAACAAUCCAACAUGGCUACUGUCGAAUACGAGUGCAGCCGCUAUUUUUUGUCGAUUUGACAGCCCUGAAUUUAACGGCAAAUGUCUGCUUUCGUCGACCAUUUGGAGGAGUAAAAGAUGUUAAGUAGCGCGGUUUUCCGUGUUGUGUUCCUGCAGGUUGUUUUAUCAACAACAAAAUCAAUGUCGAGCUUUCCUUUUUAUUGUUUUCCAUAUGAUAAAAUUGUGGAAUCAAAAGAACUCCGUAAGAAUUGCUUGCAAAUACUUCUCUCCAACAACAAGCCAAAGAGUGUGUUCUUUGAAUUUUCUAAGAUGCAUGUAAACCACCAGCUGUCAUAUAUAUCCGAACGUUCAACAACGAAUUAUCGACUAAACAUAAAACCACAAAACUCCUUGAUAUACAGUAUAACAGAACAUAGUUCGGGAUCCGAUUUCUUUUCUUGUUGCUAAAAUACCAAGAAUAUAACACAUAAAAUCGCCACUUCCUUUAUUCGUACUGAGCGGAAUUUCAGGGCUGUCAAACCUUUGAAGAACCGUGCAACAGUUCUGAAAAGAAAUUGAAUGUUCAUUUACUUGAACAGCUUCCAAAGACGACAAAAACAGCAGCACAUCAGUGGAUGAGCUCCAUGCAUGUAUGUCCGGAGCGAGAACUGGAGUCCAAAAAGUGAAGCCAGCUUUGUAUUAACCGCGCUGACAAAAACAAUAGAAAGGGGCUGGAAUGAAAUCCAAUAGCUCUUUCAAUUCCCACCAUCUUGGCAAGGAAUACGCCGAAAUUUUGUAUUUUGACUGUGAUUUAAAGACUAAUAUUAUGAUUUUGUGUACUGAAAACUUGAUUAGUGAUGAUACGGUUCGUUAGAAUUAAAGCUGGAUUUAGCUGGACGAAAAAAGUUUGAAAACUGAUAUGGAAGGCAUUUAUUACAAAACUUGUUUUAAAAUAUACUUGUAAUUCAAAUAUGCAUACAGGGUACAGGGCCCGAUCCGAAGAACGUAACGAUUUGGUGUUUCUUUAUCAAAUAGGACUGCCGAGCAGCGAUUUGACCACAGAUAACUUCAUGUCCUUUUUUCAGAACGAAUUUAGUGUCGAAACAAUCUCAGAAAUUAAGAACCAUCUAUCAAAGUCAUUAGAAGAACUGAACGCAAAAAAGAAGGGGAAAAAAUUGAUGGCUGAUUUGUGGUGUCAUUUUGGAAAAGCUCUUGUUUCUAACGUUGAUGAAGGUGAUAACUAUAGGCAAACAUUUACGAUGUAAUGUAACAUUCUGCAUUGUAAAAACAGAUUGGUUAAAAUAACCGAUUUUAAUUGCUUGUCUCAGGUGCGCUUAUAUGACCAAUAUUUUAUUGGUUAAAACAACUAGGAUCGGAAGUUGGGUUAUUUUAACCAAUUUUUCGGGUUGUUUUCACCAAAUAAUAUAGGUCAAAAGAAAACGCAUCUUAGACAUCUUAGACAACCAAUUCAAAUUGGUUAUUUUAAAACCAGUCUGCUUUUUGCAGAGUGUUGAUUAGUCUGAAUUUAAUUAAGAUUAAAUCGAAAUUUUUGAAUUACUUAUUUAGAAUGAUUUUGUUUUUUUAGUCAAAAUACGAGCUCUAUACUUUCUAUUACAUUAAGAUAAUAGUGAGAUAUUCGGAUGCCUGGAAAUACUAUCGAUUUCAACUUCUCAAAACUACAAGAUUAGAUGCGUAAAAGAACAACUAAAUUGCGGGUAGAAAAAGCUCGCCGAAUUAAGUAGCUUCAGAGUAAAAUAUUCUGCUGAACCGAUCAUGAAUGGGCAGACUCCCCUCAUAAGAGAAUGGGAGACGUUACGAUGGAGAAUAUUAACGAGCUUAAGUAAACGACGUUUUUGUAAACAUGCAUGCUUGUCAGAUGGCUCUUCCCUCUUGUGGAGCAAUACACUUGCUCCAAGUCUCUCUUUCAUUGUCAUAUAGUAUCGAUCCACUAUAGUGUACAUUACAUGACGUAGCACGGAAAGGCGGAGGGAGAAAGAGAGUUGAGAACUGAACCGAAAUUGCAAGACUUGCUUUAAUUGUUUUCCUUCAAUUUCUUUCUGUAUUAUUUACUAUAAUGGAACUCAUGUUAUUUACACUGUGCUACAUCAAUACAUAUAAACACUGACAGAAAACAAUUAAAGCAAGUCUUGCAUUUUCGGUUCAGUUUUGAACCGAGAUUUUCCGAAGUUAGCCUGCGUAGCAAGCGGUAUUCGCGGGCACGAGAGAAUGGGAAGCUAGAAAUACCGCCUGCCCAAAAACUACACAGUCUGAGUUCUCCCCGGGUGCCGGAGCAUUCUGAUUGGUCACGAUGUUGAUUUUCAAUUUUUGAUUGACAGGAGUAAAGAAUUAGAAUAAUUAGUGCUAAUAUUAGAAGUUACUGUUGCCGUAUUUAUAAUAUAAGCUAUUGUUAUUUUCGUAAUUGAUACCGAUAUAUCGAGUGAUGGCAUACACUAACCAAAAAAUAACGAAUGUAUUAAUUGAGAAUUAAGCGUUGAAUUAUUUAAUCUUUAUCUGGAAUCGGAAAUCGCUUCGUCUUGAAGAAUGAACAACGAAUAUCAAUCCAACAUUUGUUGUUUGAUAGGUGUGAUAGUGUGAUACCGUGAUAAAAGUGCAGAUUUGAAGAUACAGGCUCGUAAAUGACACUCGAAGUAGUGUUUUUGAUAGCGAUGGAACAAGACUAUUACAAAGUUACGUCCGAAGGGGCCGAAGUUAUGUUGGACGAAAGGUAUGGCUAUAUUUUUGUUCAGACAAUUGCGUAAUUUGAUAAUUCACGAACUUGCUUGAAUCGCUAUAAUGUUGACAUCGACUAAAACUACCGCUAUGAAUGAGGACAUAUUGUUACACUGAAUCGAACGUGGUAUUUUUGUCUUCAUAGCAUUGAAUGAACCGAAUACGUCGAAGCCGUAUAUUUGCACUGGUGCAAAUACGUGAGUUUGACAAAAGUUUGACAAAUAAUUAAAAUAAAUACAUUAAGAUGGGCGGGACCAUGCGUUCGGUGGGCGGAACUCAGAAUGUGUAGUUUUUGGGCAGGCGGUAUUUCUAGCUUUUGCCGCCUGUUACGCAGGCUAUUCCGAAGUUGACAAGUUUCUCGUACUCGCUCCGUCCCUCCGUAUUACGUCAUGUAAUGUACACUAUAGUGGAUCGAUACUAAAUGACAACGAAAGAGAGACUUGAAGCAAGUCUAGUGGAGGAUUUAUUUUAUAAUGGGAUCCUUUGAUUUCCCAAACAUGGCCAACUAUAUGUGUGUAAACAUUAGUGCUAUCUUGACUGUGAAAGCACAGGAUUAAAACCCGUUACGGACUGCAAAACUAUUUUCUUUUAUAUUGCUGAAACUGAACGAUCAAGAAUGAUUAUGUCGAAGACUCGAUCGAAUUAAACCUAUCUGUUAUCACACGAACACCAAGACUCAUCUGUACACUUCCGUGCGUUCGCUACAACUUGAAUAUUUAGAACGACAUUAUACGCACCAGGCACUGUACUUUAUAGUAAAUUAUUUCAUAUUUUAUGUAUUACAGUAAUUUACAGCAGGUACAUUAUAAAUUUUAUAAAGACCUUUCAUUGGCAUUGCCAUUGCCUAUUCAGGGCUUUAUUUGAAGAAUAAUACAGCUUCUACUUGUAUAAUAGCGCUGUGAGUCAUCAAUAUUUAAAUCAACUUUAAUCUUUAUCGUAUACCGUAAUGACACUUUAGAAGUUUCACCAAACGAUAAUGGACGGAAACAACCUAUCUAUGUAUCAAUGGAAACUUUAAAAGGCUUAUUAAAACUCAUUAAGUAUAUUUAUUUAUAUAUAUAUAUAUAUAUAUAUAUAUAUAUAUAUAUAUAUAUAUAUAUAUAUAUAUAUAUAUAUAUAUAUAUAUAUAUAUAUAUAUAUACAGUAGCUUAAGAUUUUGGUUUACGAAACACAAACAGUGCUCAAUACCAUAUAGAUAGAGCGUAGGCUAAUAUAGUUUUUCGUUUUACCUCAAAAAACCACAACAGUCUGUUUCAUCCGUAUAGGAAUCAUCAGGUUGUGAGUAAUUUCGAAAUUGUAGGUUGCUUUUAUGCUAUCGAAAGAAUGUGCGGAAUGCGUGUAGGCGAAACAAUGCAUGCUUGGGUCAUUAGAUUUUGUUAACGACCUUGUUUACUCGAAACCGGUUUUUGUGACGACAUUUGCCGAAAAGUUCGCUUCUUUUAUUGAGUAAAUUGUCUUUGUUUAUGUCUUUAGUCAAAAUGCAAAAUUUUUCUUCCAAACAUAAAUUGCAGCGUUUUGAUCCCAAUGUGUACGAAAUAGCGUGUUUUAAAAUUGACCAUUUGAUGGUAUAAUCCUGAUUGUUUUCUUUUAAUUUCCAAAUAUCUUUCGAAAGUUCCGUUUUGUUUGAGUCUUUUUUAUGACGAAAAGAUGAAGUGUGGUUAGCGUAACGUUCCUUAAAUGUAGUCGCUGUCAUACCAAUGUAGUGUUUAGUGUCGUUCGUGUUGUUCGUUGUGACUGUGGCUUUGUAAAUAAUGUUAUUGGUCAUAGAGGUUUGGCAAGGAAAACAUCGGCCCUUAUAGAGAUGAUGGUUUGGCUAUUAUAAAAAGCAUAUCCACCCGUUUACUAGACAAAACUAGAAAAGAGCUACACAAAUUUUCGAGCAAUUUGACCUGAAAAUCACCGCCGAAGUAAAUUUGAACGUUGUAAACUUUUUAGAUGUUACUUUCGACCUGAUCAACGCAAAACACAAACCAUACAGGAAACCUAGUGACGAUCCAUUGUACAUCAACAGACACUCAAACUACCACCAAGCAUUACAAGACAAUUACCUGCAGCUAUCAACAAACGCAUUGCACUUCUCUCAUCGGACGAACAAACAUUUAAGGAAUCUACACCUAUUUACCAGAACGCUCUUAGACAUAGUAACUUUGAUCACGAAUUUACGUACACUCAGGAUGCACCGGACCGGACACGUAGGAAUAGGCAAGGCAACAUAAUUUGAUUCAACCCACCAUUUAGUAAGAGUGUUAACACGAACAUAGGACGGGAAUUCUUAAGUUUAAUUGACAAACACUUCCCACCACAGCAAAAACUACACAAGAUUUUCAACAGAAACACUUUAAAAUUAAGCUACAGUUGCAUGAACAACCUUAAGUCUAUAAUCACCAAACACAACGCACAUAUAAUUGGGAACAGUCAAUCACAGAAUACGGAAACUGACAUCUGUAACUGCGACAACAAAAACACUUGCCCACUACCGAAACAAUGUAUGGCCAACAACAUUAUUUACAAAGCCACAGUCACAACGAACAACACGAACGACACUAAACACUACAUUGGUAUGACAGCGACUACAUUUAAGGAACGUUACGCUAACCACACUUCAUCUUUUCGUCAUAAAAAAGACUCAAACAAGACGGAACUUUUGAAACAUAUUUGGAAAUUAAAAGAAAACAAUCAGGAUUAUACCAUCAAAUGGUCAAUUUUAAAACACGCUAUUUCGUACACAGGGGGGUCAAAACGCUGUAAUUUAUGUUUGGAAGAAACAUUUUGCAUGUUGAAAGACAUAAACAAAGACAAUUUACUCAAUAAAAGAACCGAAAUUUUCGGCAAAUGUCGUCACAAAAACCGGUUUCGAGUAAACAAGGUCGUUAACAAAACCUAAUGACCCAGGCAUGCAUUGUUUCGCCUAUGCAUUGUUUCGCCUACACGCAUUCCGCAGAUUUUUUCGAUAGCAUAAAAGCAACCUACAAUUUCGAAAGUACUCACCACCUGAUGAUUCCUAUACGGAUAAAACAGACUGUUGUGGUUUUUGAGGUAAAAAUUGCUUUGCAUUCAAAGGGGAGGGUGAAUGGCGAAAGAAUUAUAUAGGAGAUGCUGUGCAAUAAUACCAAUUAAUACUUUGGCUUCAACAAACAAGUUGCCCUAUAUCUAUAAACAGUUUUAGAAUCAAUAGAAUGGACAUUCAAUGUCUAUUUGGCUAGUGUCCAAAUGUGUAACAUUUGCUGUAAGAUCAGCAAGGCACUACACUUACACAGUCGCUUUUCAGACCCCUGUUUAACAAAAUUUAUACCGUUUCCAUUGACAACAAUUCAAUGACAUAUUAUAACAGGCAGAGCAGAAACGUACGCGUGAAAUAAAGUGCGCCCGAACCCCAAGAUAAUAUAAAGAGGCAAAUAUUUCAAAGCAUACAAUCAUACGUUUUCGUUGCUUGAUUUCCUGACUUGUCUGACAUGUCUGUUGCUAUAAGAAUCAGUUUAACAUGUUUCUAUAAUUUAAAAGCAAGCAGAAACCAAAUUUAGUAAGUAUUUUGAAGCAGUCAUUCCUUGCAUUCGAAGUGUGAAGUGCGGAAGUGGAAACAUGUAAUUUGAGACUUUUCUAUCUCCCUUUAAAGCCUGUUUUCCACUUCGCCCGUACUGUACCGUAACGUAGCGAAAACGUUUUUAAAUUUCAAAAUUUCGUGAAUGUUGAUUGGUUAGUACUUCCGUAGUACGCCAAAAAGUUGACUUGUGACAAACUUUUUAUUUUGAUACGCGAAUACACCCGGAAGUACGUGAAUUUAUAAACCUCUUUCAAUCUGCGCAUACUCACCGAUACGUUACGGUACGAUACGGGCGAAGUGGAAAACAGGCUUAAGGCUAUCAAUUUUCGAUGGGUCACGUGACCUGCCCCGGCCAGGGUCUUUUCUCCGCAAGAGAGAAGAGCCUGGGAACGAGGUUGUCAUCGCGGUGAUUUCGCUUAUUUAUUUCAUUCAUAUCGUUGAAACAAACCUCGUCGUAAACAAGAAAGUGAAUCGGUGAAUUAUACUUCUUUGCAGAAUCGUCGCCAUGUGUGAAAGUCUGCAUCAUCUAUUAUAGAUGAACUGUCGUGAAGUUGUACGUUACUAAAAAACUCACUUUUCUUUAUUUAAUUUGAAACUUCACUGGCUUUUAAUUCGAACUCAUAGUCACUACUUCGUAGUUUUCACCUGCUUGACAUUUCUUUCAAAACUCUUUGUAAUCCAUAUUCUUAUUAUAAAAAUAUUUUUUAAUAUAGAGGAAACUGAACCAGGAAAGACCUUCACGCCAAUGCAGUUACGACUAAUGAAGAUAGUCAGUAACAAUAAGGACGAGCAUGCAGGCUACUGGAAAGUUUCGUUUGAGGAGGGCGUUGAUCCAUCAGUUGAAGAGGUACUUCCAGAAUCUGAGGAUGACCCCCACACAUUUCCUCGUCUUAAACUAAUUCAUACACAGUGGCGGUACGAUUUUGGUUUUGGAACUCCAUCAUGUAUGUCUAAUUAUGUUGUAUAUUUCAAAUGCACUUUUUGUUAACAUAUCUUUGUUUUAUGGCAAAGUUAGUUUUUCUCAUUUGUGAAAUCAAUUAUAAUACUCUAUACUAAACGUUUCCCUGAAUACUUUGACUGCAUAAAACUGUUCCCUUUCGUGGAUGACUUUUUUACCACAUUAAUUAUCGGUGGUUUUAGGAUGACCAGUAAUAACUAGCAGAUCGCAAAAAAUGUAAAUCACGUUUCUUAACAGAAUUGUUUAACAAUAUAUUUUGUACAUUUUUUGUUUACACUUUGUUUUGACUAAAGCCAUCUGAUUGGUUUAUUUUUUUCACUUGAUCGCUUUUAUGUUCACCAGUAUAAAAGCACAUGUAUUUUCCGAAUCCAUGUUACUGAUCUCCCGACGAAGGGCCUCCGCUCGAAACGUCGAAGUUUCACAAUCAACAGUUUUCCGGUGUAAUUAGCAAUAGAAAUAGCACAAAUUCCAUGACUUGUUCAUGAAUAGUUACAUUUCUCCCUCAGUUUUGACGCGAAACCCAAGCGAAAAUGCUGCAGGUGAGACAGCUUUACUCACAUCGCUAUUUGAUGAAUACGAUUUGUGA
Molecule: messenger RNA, 8329 nt
Organism: Paramuricea clavata
Lineage: Eukaryota; Metazoa; Cnidaria; Anthozoa; Malacalcyonacea; Plexauridae
Source: the annotation of a GenBank genome assembly